CUUCAUAUCAAUUGAUCUCUUGUUUUUUUGUGCUUAACGACAAAAGUCGUUUUCAAAAGUUGAAUUGAAUAGUAAUUAAGUAGCUAGCAUGUGAUUUGUAGAUGAAAGUUCUUGAUCUCCAUUGUUUUCCACUUCCUGUUUUUCAAUCUAAUGAUGAACAUACACAUUUAUGCAUGUAUGUAUGUAAUUAUUCUCCUGCAUGCGUGAAUGUAGUUACUAGAAGAUGGCAGACGGUGAAGAUAUCCAGCCUCUUGUCUGCGACAAUGGAACUGGAAUGGUUAAGGCUGGAUUCGCUGGAGAUGAUGCCCCAAGAGCAGUUUUCCCUAGCAUUGUUGGGCGUCCACGUCACACAGGAGUGAUGGUUGGCAUGGGACAAAAGGAUGCUUAUGUAGGAGACGAAGCUCAAUCAAAAAGAGGUAUUCUUACUUUGAAAUACCCAAUCGAGCAUGGUAUUGUCAAUAACUGGGACGACAUGGAAAAGAUCUGGCAUCACACUUUCUACAAUGAACUCCGUGUCGCUCCAGAAGAACACCCCGUUCUCCUUACAGAAGCUCCUCUUAAUCCAAAAGCCAAUCGUGAAAAGAUGACACAAAUCAUGUUCGAAACCUUCAAUUCCCCUGCUAUGUAUGUCGCAAUUCAAGCUGUUCUCUCAUUGUAUGCUAGUGGUCGUACAACUGGUAUUGUGUUGGACUCCGGUGAUGGUGUGAGUCAUACUGUUCCGAUCUACGAAGGUUACGCACUCCCACACGCCAUCCUCCGUUUGGAUCUCGCCGGACGUGACCUCACCGACGCCCUGAUGAAAAUUCUGACUGAAAGAGGUUACUCAUUCACCACGUCUGCUGAACGAGAAAUUGUGAGAGACAUGAAAGAGAAAUUGGCAUAUAUCGCGCUUGAUUUUGAACAGGAACUGGAGACUUCGAAAACUAGCUCUUCAGUCGAAAAGAGCUUCGAGCUGCCCGACGGGCAGGUGAUCACUAUUGGGGCAGAGCGGUUCAGGUGCCCGGAAGUCCUUUUCCAGCCAUCGAUGAUCGGAAUGGAAGCUGCGGGUAUUCAUGAGACGACUUAUAACUCUAUAAUGAAGUGUGACGUGGAUAUUAGGAAGGAUUUGUAUGGAAACAUCGUACUUAGUGGUGGUACUACUAUGUUCCCGGGCAUUGCUGAUCGAAUGAGUAAGGAAAUUACUGCCCUUGCCCCUAGCAGCAUGAAGAUUAAGGUCGUAGCUCCACCCGAAAGGAAAUACAGUGUCUGGAUCGGAGGCUCCAUUUUGGCAUCUCUCAGCACCUUCCAGCAGAUGUGGAUUGCGAAGGCUGAAUAUGAUGAGUCUGGACCCUCUAUUGUCCACAGGAAAUGUUUCUAAUUGCAAGAAGAAAAAUAGUUAUUUUUUUAAUUGUGGCCUUUUGGGGUUCGGAAAUUCUAUUUUCUUAUAUUGUCUACGGAUAAGAUUUUCAUCAAGAGUACGGGCUUCGGCAGGCAGGUUUAUGCUACAAUUUUUUUCGUCUUCUUUUUUA
Lactuca sativa (garden lettuce) is the source of this 1508-nucleotide messenger RNA. Its product is annotated as actin. The record is from RefSeq and is a predicted model, not a curated record. Lineage: Eukaryota; Viridiplantae; Streptophyta; Magnoliopsida; Asterales; Asteraceae.